AGCUACUACCAGUAUCUAGCCACCAGUAGUACUUACUUGAUACUACAAACGAAUAGACUCUAGAAGCCAACCAUGACACGAGGAGGAGGCGUAGAAUCAGCGGUGCUCCCCGCUGUGGAUCUGGAGGCGUCUCCGGUACAAGGACAACUGGCGUCGGCAGUGUUGGAUUUGCAAGGCAACAUGGUUCGUGGGCAGCUGUCACCACCAGAUGCCGAUACAUUGUUUCGAAUGCUAGUCGAAGCAGGAAGCUUGGAGACGACCAUGGAAGGAGCCGGAGGAUUCCGUAGACUGACUGUCACAUUCUCGAGCAUUCGAUAUGUGGUGGCAAGAGACGAAGAACAUGUCUAUAUUGUUCAAACAAGGGCCGGAUAGACAGAGAAGGGUACUACAACAAUAUGUCCUUGCCCAAAUAGACCACAGUUUCCGUGUUGAUGUAGAGAGGUAUCUGGAAAUUCAUUUGACCAUUGCUUUACUGGUAGUUUCUGCCUCAUCCCAAAUUGCCCAAAAAAGCAAUGAUAUCGGAAGAUUUUUUCCAGUUCGGGGCUGGCUAAAGAUUGACAAUCACUCGGGUUGCUUCUCCCAAUAUUCAUUACAAGAGUUUCUCUAGCCAGUCAGUUCUAGUUGACGGUGUUUAAAACGCUUUGUCGCUUCGUCAAUUUUCUAAACCACUUUCUAGUUUGUUUUUUAAACAGUGUCU
Messenger RNA from Seminavis robusta, 697 nucleotides. NCBI's taxonomy places the organism in Eukaryota, Bacillariophyta, Bacillariophyceae, Naviculales, Naviculaceae. The record is from the annotation of a GenBank genome assembly.